Molecule: messenger RNA, 1573 nt
Organism: Mytilinidion resinicola
Lineage: Eukaryota; Fungi; Ascomycota; Dothideomycetes; Mytilinidiales; Mytilinidiaceae
Product: pol II transcription elongation factor-like protein subunit Cdc73
Exons: 2
Coding region: 1-1275 (424 amino acids)
Biological process (GO): positive regulation of transcription elongation by RNA polymerase II; transcription elongation by RNA polymerase II
Cellular component (GO): Cdc73/Paf1 complex
Molecular function (GO): RNA polymerase II complex binding
Source: RefSeq, a predicted model, not a curated record
AUGGCGACGACCGCCCAGCUCGAUGAUCCCCUCCUCAACCUCCGCGCCGCUAUCGCCAGCAAUACCCUCCCAAUCCUCACCACGACCGCCGAUCCAACUUCCGCCAGCGACGCUGUAGACAACAUCGCCGUCGCAACCCACCUCUCGUUCAACCACGAUGACACCCACCGCACAUUUCCCCUCUCCACACCGACCCGCUUCGCGCCCUCGGGAGCCCCGUUCGACCUCCGCAGCAUCUACUUCGCCUGGCUACGGCGCGAGGACCCUGUCCCCACCUACAUCAGCGCAACACAGGCGCUGAACCAAGAGCUCUCCGCGCCUGGUGGCGCUGGUGGAAGCGUGCAGAACUUAGUCUUUGUGCAGAAGCUCGACCUUAAUGCCUGGCUGAAAGGCGAAGCAGAGUCGAGCGAGUACAUCAAAGGGUUGGACUCGGAUGCCGCAACCACCCAAGCAGCGACCUCAGCCGAAGUCGCGUCGGGAGCUGCAGGCGGCAUCGCGACAGUCUCAAGUGCCGCUGCGCCAGGAAAGAUGGGAAAGACGGUGGACCAGCGGUUGGCCGAGAUAUACGAAGGCGAGCGCAAGACGGGUGAUCGGAAUAGCGUGCUAAGAGGCAUCAAACCAACCGACUUCUCCCACAUCCGCAAAACCGCCUCCAUCUACCUCAAGCACGGCCGCCCCACGGCCGCACCCGCCAGCAUCCCUCAGCCCCUCGUCUCGAACCUCAAAAAGCCCGCGCGCCGCAUCGAGCCCAUUGUCCUGCUCUCGCCCUCCGCCUCCUCCCUCCUGCGCAUGUCCAACAUCAAAUCCUUCCUCGACAACGGCAUCUACAUCCCCGCCAACGACCCCUCCGUCAGCUCAAACACCCUCAAUCUCCUCCACCUCACCCGCCUGCUCCCCAGCAUCGACCCCGCCCACCGCCUCCGCUUCGUGCUCGUCGACACCCCCGACAUGUUCAAGCCGGACUACUGGUCGCGCGUCGUCGCCGUCUUUACGACGGGCCAGACGUGGCAGUUCAAGAGCUACAAGUGGACGCAGCCCGCGGAGCUGUUCAGCCACGCGCUGGGGAUCCACGUCGGGUGGAACGGGGAGGAGACGCCCGAUGUUGUGAAAGGGUGGGGACGGGGUGUUAAGUGUGUCGGCGUGGACAAGUGGAGUUCGGCGCAAGGGGCCAAAGACAGGUGGCGGGAUAGACAGGUGGUGGAGGAGAUUUGGAACGCGAUUGAGGAGAGUAUGCGCGCGAAGGGAUGGGGGAAGGAUGGGCCGAGUGCGAGGUGAGUACGAGGUCAGAGGCGCGGUGAUGGAGUGGAUUGGUAAUGGGAGGUCUUCCUGAGCUAUGGCGCGACUACAACUCUCCUGAGUCUAUCAUAUCUUGUCUUUUUUUUUGGCGGCAAGCGGUGCACUGGCGCACUGGAAUGGGGCCGAUUUGCAUAGCUAAGGCGUCUGGCUACAGGAGCUGGAAAGACUCCGUACUUUAGCUUUUUAUCUGGCACACAAAAUUCAGCAUAUGAAGCCUUUUGAUCAUCUUGGCUUCUUCUACUACUAAGUAUGUAUGGAUAUGCGCCAGUCUUGGCAG